Molecule: messenger RNA, 2007 nt
Organism: Thlaspi arvense
Lineage: Eukaryota; Viridiplantae; Streptophyta; Magnoliopsida; Brassicales; Brassicaceae
Source: the annotation of a GenBank genome assembly
AGAAAACUAGAUUUUAAGGUUCAAACAAUGAAUUUAGGUCUCAACUUCAUCCCUCGGUUACUUCUUCUACUCUCGCUUCUCGUCGCGUCGAUUUCACUGACGGCAUCUCAACCCAAGGGCGACAUCAAGCCGGCCCCGCCGUCUGAUUCCGAUCUAUGCAACGGCGUGUUCGUCUCGUACACUCACACGAAAGGAUCUAAGAUCCCUCCUAACGACUCGACCAAUCAGCCGUACCGGUUCGAAUCCGUGGUUGCGGUGCUCAACCACGGCCGCGACGAGCUCAAAGCAUGGCGCGUCUUCGUCAAAUUCGCCCACCGCGAGAUCCUCGUGUCCGCUUCCAACGCCGUGCUCUCCGACGGCUCGAGCCUUCCCGUGGGCGUCGGAAAUGGCACCGAGUUCGCCGGUUACCCCUCGUCGGAUUUGAAGUCGGCUAUUCAGACGGCGGGUGACGUCACCCAGAUGCAAGCGCUUGUCGAGCUCGUCGGGACGCAGUUUGGAGUGGCGCCGCCGAAUGUUCCGCUUCCGACGAACAUCACUCUCGUUACUGAUGGAUGGAAGUGUCCCAAAGCCACCCAAAAAGGUAAAAAUGUUCUGCAAGUAUGUUGCAUGCCGGACCCAGACUAUAAUAUCACAGAUGUCAUUGAUAAAGAGUUCCUUCCCCGACAGAGCGGAGAUCUGACCAUCAUGUACGAUGUGACCAGAUCAUAUGCAGAUAAUUACAUUGCGCAAGUCACGAUGGAGAACAAUAACCCGCUUGGCCGUCUGGAUAACUGGAAACUGAGCUUUGACUGGAUGAGGGACGAGUUCAUCGACAGCAUGAAAGGUGCUUACCCGAGUCUUGUCGAUUCAUCGGACUGUAUCGAUGGACCACAGGCCAAGUACUAUCAGGGACUCGACUUUUCCAACGUGUUGAGCUGUGCAAGACGACCAACCAUCAUAGAUCUCCCUCCUACGAAAUACAACGACUCCGCGUACGGAUUUAAACCAUUCUGCUGCAGAAACGGGACGAUCCUGCCCCGGUCUAUGGAUCCCAGCAAGUCUAUCUCAGCUUUCGAGAUGAAAGUGAACAAAAUGCCUCCGGAUCUUAACAUCUCUGCUCUUACACCGCCUCAGAACUGGCGUAUCAACGGUACGAUUAACCCGGAUUACAAGUGUGGACCUCCCGUUCGAGUGAGCCCGAGCCAGUUCGUCGAUCCUAGUGGAUUACCUUCGAACCGGACAGCUUUCGCGAGCUGGCAGGUGGUAUGCAACAUCACACAACCAAAAGACGUGAGUCCUAGAUGCUGUGUAUCGUACUCUGCCUACUUCAACGACUCGGUCGUCCCGUGCAAGACCUGCGCUUGUGGAUGUGCCAGCAACAGUGCGGCUAGAACGUGCAGCGCAACAUCCCCGGCUCUUCUAAUACCCCCGCAAGCUCUUCUUGUUCCGUUUGAGAACCGAACUAUACUCACCGUUCAAUGGUCUGCUAUAAAACACCAGCCCGUGCCAAACCCAAUGCCUUGUGGGGAUAACUGUGGAGUGAGCAUCAAUUGGCAUCUGGCUACAGACUACAGAGGCGGAUGGACCGCACGGAUCACAAUCUUCAACUGGGGAGAAACGAACUUGGCAGAUUGGUUUACAGCUAUUCAGCUGAAAAACGCUGCACCAGGUUUCGAGAAAGCCUACUCGUUCAACGGGACUACACUCGGCAUCAACGGUGAGAACAACACUAUUUUCAUGGAAGGUCUUCCCGGGCUGAACUAUCUCGUAGCGGAAAGAGACGGGGUCGAUCCGUUAAAGAACCCUCGGGUUCCAGGGAAACAACAGUCUGUUAUCUCCUUCACCAAGAAACUGACUCCUGGGAUCAAUGUCCGUGGCGGAGACGGCUUCCCGAGCAAAGUGUUCUUCAACGGUGAGGAGUGCUCUCUCCCAUCUAUACUCCCAUCGAGCAACAGCCACCAAUGGAGACACGUCUCUGCUCUCCUCAUGGCAUUACCGGUUUUGGCUCUCUUGUUUCUGCGUGUGUAG